Syngnathoides biaculeatus (alligator pipefish) is the source of this 2908-nucleotide messenger RNA. Its product is annotated as rab11 family-interacting protein 2. Bases 365 to 1771 code for a protein of 468 amino acids. Gene Ontology annotation, cellular component: phagocytic cup; endosome. The transcript has 6 exons. Lineage: Eukaryota; Metazoa; Chordata; Actinopteri; Syngnathiformes; Syngnathidae. Gene Ontology annotation, molecular function: small GTPase binding. The record is from RefSeq and is a predicted model, not a curated record. Gene Ontology annotation, biological process: regulated exocytosis.
GAAGUGACGUCAAGCCAGGAAGUAAAGUUUUAGUAGCUGUUGUCAGCAAAGAUGAAUGACAACUGCGCUUCUAACUAAUAUUAGGUAGCCCUCAUCUCCCAUAAAAAAUGGUUCUUUUCUGUAUUAACGGAGACCGGAUAUGAUGGGCUGAUAGGUCGCUGUAAAUGACUUAGAGAUGACUCAACAGUGGCUUGGAUAUCUGGGUUUGUGGGUUUCUUAUAUUUGGUUUGCUCACUUUAUGAUAUUUUAUAUACCUUUGGGCAAACAUCAAUAACAUGAAAAAAAAUAAUUGUUAAAUAUGUAUUUUCACAUUACACGCUUAUUUCUAUAACACUAUAGAGUACCAUUGAAACCAGUACAGACAAUGUCCUUGGGUGAACAGUCUCAAAAGUGGUUUCCAACUCAUGUCCAAGCCACAGUUCUUCAAGCUGCUAAUUUACAGCCCAAGGGCAAAAAUGGCACCAAUGAUGCAUACACUAUCAUUCAGCUGGGCAAGGAAAAGUACUCAACGUCAGUGGCAGAGAAGACACUCAACCCUGUCUGGAGAGAAGAAGCCUCCUUUGAACUACCAGGGUUACUUUUGGAUGGCAACACAGAAGUCUAUGAGCUGUGCUUCAUUGUAAUGCAUCGGUCCUUGGUCGGGCUGGACAAGUUCCUCGGCCAGAGAUCCAUCAACCUUAACGAAGUGUUUGACAAUAAGCAGCGACAGAAAACUGACUGGUACACCUUGCAGUCCAAACCAUCAAAAAAGAAGAAGGAGCGAGGACGCAUACAAGUCAGCAUCCAGUUUAUGCGGAACAAUAUGACAGCCAGUAUGUUUGACCUCUCCAUGAAAGAGAAGCCCCGCUCGCCUUUCUCUAAACUUAAGGUGAAAAUAAAGGGCCGCAAACAUGAUAGUGACACGUCUUCAGCCAUCCUACCUCGCUCUGCAGCAUGUGACUCAGAUCCUAACCACAAUCCAACUGCCCCAGAACUACGAACACAGCCUGAAAUCAAGGCUAAACGAUCACUACUUUCUGGGGCCCAGAAGCUGUCUGCAGCCCACUCCAUGUCAGAUCUCAUUGGGACCCACUUUCGACCCAAACCGGACUCCAUGAAUUCCAUAGAAGAAAGUGGUGGUACAGCUGGUCCUCACAGGCGUUCCCAGAGUGAGGUACCAGGCCUCCAAGACAACGAGGCACACGGUGACCCUUUUACUGAUAUCAGUGACACCCUGCCACAGAAGUAUGCCACGCUCCCACGCAACCGCAACCCAUUUGAGGGGGAGCAAGGGCAGCUGUGGGAGAAGCCCAAGGAGAAAAAGGAAAAGAUCAGCCUACUGGAACGGAUGACUGGAAAGAAAGAUGGUCGCAAGACCAGCAAUGGCGGCCGUGCAGGCAGUUCAGGCAGUUUUGGAGACCUGCGCUCCCCUAACCCUUUUUGUGGCGACUCACAAGUACACACUAACCCUUUCGGCUCCAACUACAAAGUAAGUGAAAUAAAGCCACCUGGAAAUGAAGACAUCGCCCUGGACCGAGGGAGCAGGGACGUCUACGCCAUGAAAAAUGAAGUGUUACAGGCGAGUAUGGCAGCCUAUAGAAACUUGUCCUUUGAAGAAGUGGUGCAGGAAGUUGUCAAGCAGAAAGAAGUGGUGAAAAAGAAAGAUGCCCACAUCAGGGAGCUGGAGGACUACAUAGAUAACCUGCUGGUACGUGUCAUGGAGGAAACACCAAGCAUACUGCGCACACCAUAUGAGCCUAAGAAAAAGGCAGGUAAACUCAAUAAAAAGUAGACAGUAGAGGCAGAGACAAUAGACAACAAUAGAGAAGAGUUUGGGAUUUGUUUGCACUUCAGUAUUGUGCGGUAAAUGAAGUGGAAGGACAAUUCAAGAUUAUUGUAUUCAUUACAAUCCUAGUCCUAAUAGACUAAACAAUUAUUGUCUUUCGCCCAAUUACAUAUUUCUAUUCCUAAUCUGUUGAAAGUGACCUGUCCUCUGGUAUUUAGGUACUUAAACAAAAUGACAUGACUUUAUUAGUGGAUUUUGUUCAACCACCCUUAUUUUAGACUGCUCUGGUUCAGUUUCAAUGUUUGCACUUAAAAGUUAACAGUAGUCUAUUGUACUCAGCUUCUAUCUUGUGCUUACAAGCUUUUCAAGUUAAAAAGAAGCCACAUUUCUGUUUACUAUGAGAGAAGAAGCAAAUGUAUGCUGUUUAUUAAAAGGUGAGGGUUUUGUAACACACGUUUACACUUAAGCACACUCUUAAGCCUGCCACAUUAAUUCUGGCUGUUCAUUCCCGAGCUGCUUCCUAAAAGUGUCUCUCGUCUUGCUUUUUAGUGUUUAAAAAAAAAAAAAAAGUCAACAUUCUUCAUUUAAGUCCCUAGACUGUGCUUACAUUUGCUGUAAUUGUGAAGACUAUCAUUUGGGGGUAUUGGUGAAAGUUUUUAGUCAGAAAUUCUCUCUUUACUUAAAGUGCAAUAAUCCUAAUUUAACUAUUUUGGUUCAUUUUAUGAUGGAAUCUGAUUGCAUAUUUCGGUUUAUCUCAACUUUUAAUUAUCUUGGUGUGUUUUGUUACUUAUUAACCAGCCUUCGUCUCUUUCAAUACGGACUACUGGGGUAUAUGUAUUGAUUGACAUUGUCACAGUUCUGUUAUAUAUGAAUACUAAGAUUUUUGUGAGGUACUUUGUCAUUCUGUUACUGUAUCCGAAUACCCUGCUCAAUGUUUCUAUGGUACUAACACUGGUAUAAAAAGGCUUGUAUUAUGGAUUGAUGAAGUAAUGUAUAAUCCUAAUAUGUUAAGGUCAUUUUUGUAUUUACUGCACCACAGUACAUCACAGCACUUUGUUUUUGUAUCCUCUGAAGGGUCCAAAUGCAAACAGUCUUCCGUGCAAAGUUGAUUAACACAGAAUUAUUAAACAAAAACGAAACUGA